AUGUCUGCGUUCGGUGUGGACGUUGGCUCUCUGGGGAGUGGGACAUUAGAAGGUGCAGAACCGCACGAUCUCGAUCGCGGGACAUCAACGACCGCUGCUCAGAUGCCGAGUGCACUGAAAGCGAAGUGA
Molecule: messenger RNA, 129 nt
Organism: Fusarium venenatum
Lineage: Eukaryota; Fungi; Ascomycota; Sordariomycetes; Hypocreales; Nectriaceae
Source: RefSeq, a predicted model, not a curated record